Pseudogymnoascus destructans is the source of this 841-nucleotide messenger RNA. RefSeq lists its product as uncharacterized. NCBI's taxonomy places the organism in Eukaryota, Fungi, Ascomycota, Leotiomycetes, Thelebolales, Thelebolaceae. The transcript has a single exon. The record is from RefSeq and is a predicted model, not a curated record. The coding region runs from base 138 to 662 and encodes 174 amino acids.
CUCUUUUUCUUUUCUUCAUUAUCAUCUUACAAGAGAAUCAUACAAGCAUAAACAGCUUCACUUCACUUCACACGCAUAUCAAACUAAACACAUCCAACCCACUUCCCCAAACUCAAGCACACAAACAAACCCUCAAAAUGUCCGACAACAACACCUCCACCAUCCAGUCCUACAUCGAUUCCGCAACCGGCACCGUCCAAUCCGCCCUCGGCUCCCUCACCGGCUCCACCGCCGACACCAACGCCGGCGCCGCCAAGCGCGACAAAGCGACCCUCGAAGACGCCGCCAGCCACGCGACCUUCAAAGGUCCCGGCUUCACCGCGACCGCCGACGGAAUCUCCAAGGACGACCCCAACCGCCAGAAGGGCAGCUGGAACCAGACCAUUGGCGCGGGCAAGGAGGCGCUCGGCGGACUAGUGGGGUCCGAGGAUCUUAAGCGCGCGGGGCAGCAGCAGAAUCUGCAGGGGAAGGGACAGGAGGCGCAGGGGCAGUUGAAUGAUCUUGGAGGGGGGAUUGCGGGGAGAGUGUCUGGGGCGGUUGGGGGGGCUGUUGCCGGGUUGACGGGGGAUAGGGAGGCGCAGGUGGAGGCGCAGAAGAGGCAUGAUGAGGGGAAGGCGCAGCAGAGGGGGGCGGAACAUGAUAUUCAGAAGCAGAACCAGUAAUACCAGAUGGAAGGUAGGGAAAUUUAUCAUGACUUGUUAAGUACCCAUUUUUGAGAAGAUUUUUUAUGAUUCAGCUUCUGCAAAAGGUGAAAAAUCAAGUAAUGUUUAAUUUUUCGCAAAACCUGUGUGAAAAAAAACCCCCCAUUUUAUAACAUGGUUGAAACAUAAUUUAAUGAGAG